AUGGCCGAUAAUAUCAUAGGAAUUGUCAAAGAGAAAGGGAGUGCGUUAGUGUCAUCCAUUCAAGAACAUAUCACCAACAUGAGUGACACAACGGGAGCGUUGGCAAAACAAAAAUUACUGCAAACAUUGAUUUCAUCAGGUGCUGUUCAGAGUGAACAUAUUCGACAUGCACUUCAGAUUGGUAUUGGACAUUUCUUUGACUGUCAAUCGAACAGAGCUCAUAUGUCAUCAGAAUAUGUUCAACGAGAGAAGUUUCCGGCAAAAGGUGGUACUGGAACACCGAUUCAUUCAUUACCUGAUUUUGAUAUCGAAGCGUACGGACUUCCUAUAUUUUAUGAGCUAAUGCAUAUUUACGGCAUUGAUCCAGCAACAUUAAAAAGUCAUAUCUGUCAGAAUGAAUUAAAGGAAAUUGUUAAUCCAUCGAAUUCUGGUUCACUUCUCUAUCUCACGUCGGAUUCAACAUUUCUAAUCAAAACCGUUCGGGAUUACGACGCCAAAUUCAUUCAACAGAAGUUUCUAAACAGCUACUUAGACUAUGUCAAACGGACACCGGGGACAUUCAUAGCCAAAUUAUUCGGUAGUUUUGGUUACAUCCCAUACAUAUCCCCAGAUCGUGGAAUAACGGUCGAUUCGUUUACUUUACGAUUUGCGAUCUUCUCAAAUUUCAUUCCACCAAACCUUGAAAUCCAUGAGAAAUAUGAUCUAAAAGGUUCAUCCUAUGGACGUGAUGCAAAUGCAACGGAAAAAAUGAAGUCAUCGGCUACAUUCAAAGAUAAUGAUUUCCGUGAAAUUCACCCACAAGGAUUCAAGUUACCCAAAAGUGUUUACUUUCACCUAAGAGAAGUUCUCACACGUGAUGUUAACUUCUUAGAAAAGUUAAAUAUUAUGGAUUAUUCCUUAUUACUUGCUGUACAUAAUAUUGAUAAUCAGGUCAAACCGACACGUGUUGGUCCAGUCGAAUCUCUGUUGGGAUCGGUUCGUGAUACAUUCUUGAUUGGCAUGACACAACAAAUCGAUCAACAUGAUACGAAACAUAAAGAAGAAAAACCUAAACUAGUAUUAAAAUUUAAGAAACCCAUUGAAACAUUAGGUCUUGGUUUCAAAGAAAUAUCUACAUACGAUACAGAGAAUUCCAAAGAAUAUGGAGGUAUUCCAGCAGUGAAUGAAAACGGUGAACGUCUUCUUUUAUUCUUCGGUAUUAUUGAUUUAUUGCAAACAUUCGAUAUUUGCAAAGUGAUGCAACGGCAAUAUCAAACAGUAGAGAAUCGUGAGGCGGUUAACGAUCGCUCAAUCGUUGAAGCUGACUUUUACGCGAAACGAUUUAAAGAAUUCGUCUUUGAACGUGUUUUCCGACCGGCAGAUGACGAGCUUGCCACUCAUCCAAUCUCAAUGAAUGUGUUUUCUCAUCCUUCGCAUAGUCAAUCAACAGAUCUAUCUAGUGAAGCAUCUGGAAAAGUCGUUUAUCCCGAAGUGCACCGACUCUAA
Molecule: messenger RNA, 1485 nt
Organism: Adineta ricciae
Lineage: Eukaryota; Metazoa; Rotifera; Eurotatoria; Adinetida; Adinetidae
Source: the annotation of a GenBank genome assembly